Messenger RNA from Syzygium oleosum, 1573 nucleotides. Its product is annotated as transcription factor TCP20. Gene Ontology annotation, molecular function: sequence-specific DNA binding; DNA-binding transcription factor activity. NCBI's taxonomy places the organism in Eukaryota, Viridiplantae, Streptophyta, Magnoliopsida, Myrtales, Myrtaceae. Bases 91 to 1143 code for a protein of 350 amino acids. Gene Ontology annotation, cellular component: nucleus. The record is from RefSeq and is a predicted model, not a curated record. The transcript is spliced from 2 exons.
CUUUUUCCUUCUGUUUUUUUUUUUGCCCCUUCAAUUCGGAACGGCGAGAGGAACGCGCACACACCCUCGUCUCCUCUUUUGGCCCUGUUCAUGGAUCCCAAGGGCUCAAAGCAUCACCAUCAUCAUCAGCAGCAGCAGCAGCAGCUGGAACAUCAGGAGCAGCAAUUGCCCAGUUUCUUGAGCCUACCUCAGUCCCACCACCACCACCACCACCACCACCACCAGCAACAGCAACAGCAACAACCGCAGCAGCAGCAGCAAAGAACGCAUCAGAACAUGGGAGAGAACAAACCGGCGGAGAUCAAGGACUUCCAGAUUGUGAUUGCGGACAAAGACAGCGAGCAGAAGAAGCAAUUAGCCCCCAAGCGGAGCUCCAACAAGGACCGCCACACCAAGGUGGAGGGCAGGGGCCGGAGAAUCCGAAUGCCCGCCCUCUGCGCCGCCCGGAUUUUCCAAUUGACCCGGGAGCUGGGCCACAAGUCCGACGGGGAGACCAUCCAGUGGCUCCUCCAGCAGGCCGAGCCCUCCAUCAUCGCCGCCACGGGGACCGGCACCAUCCCGGCCUCCGCCCUCGCCGGCGCCGCCGGCUCCGUCUCGCAGCAGGGCGCUUCCAUAUCGGCCGGACUGCACCAGAAGCUGGACGACCUGGGCGGGCCGAGCGUCGGGCCGGGCGGCAGGCACGGCUGGGCAAUGGCCGGCGGGGGCGGGAAUUUGGGAAGGCCCCAUCACGUCGCCGCGGGUAUCUGGCCCGGGGUCGGCGGGUUCGGGUUCGGAUCGGCGUCGACGUCUGCAGCCGCUGCCGCUGCCGCCGCGAAUUUGGGGGGCGAGGGGCCGAAUUACUUGCCGAAGAUCGGGUUCCCAGGGUUCGACAUGGCGGGCGCGAACAUGGGUCCCAUGAGUUUCAGCUCAAUUUUGAGCGGGAGUAUGAGCAAUCAGCAGUUGCCUGGAUUGGAGCUCGGGUUGUCAGCUCAAGAGGGUCAUAUUGGGGUGUUGAACCCGCAGACUCUGAGUCAGAUUUAUCAACAGAUGGGUCAGCAAGCUAGGUCACAACAGCAGCAGCAGCAGCAGCAGCAUCAAGAACAUCAACACCAGCAGCAGCAAUCAGCUGCUAAGGAUGAUUCUCAAGGGUCAGGAGGACAGUAGUGGAUUUUUUCUCUCUUAAAAAUGGUUAUCAAAAUCCGAGAUAUGAGGAGGAAUUUAGGGGAGUUUUUUUGGGGAAGAUGUGUGUUUUUCUGGGUCGUAAUGGCGUUUCUUCUAUGUUGUACCUAGUGAGUUCAUAUUUUUGGAGAUGGAACACAUUUUUCUUUCCCGAAGGAACCGGAUUUAGUCUGCUUCCUCCAAAAAUGUCUUCCAAUUUCAUGGCUUUGAGUCUCCAUAUACAGAUGAGAGGUUGCACAAGCAAAUAGCUUGGGUUUGAGCUUUGAGGUUUUCUUCUUACUUAUUUCAGAGGUGUGUUGAUAGUGUAGAGAUCCAUCUUUAGUCAUUGAUUCUGUGUAGGCCUCAGUGGAGUGGCGAUCUGCUCGUUUGUGAAAUCAGAGUGAUUCAUAAUCAUAUAUGCCAAAUUUCUUUCACA